AGACAAAAAAGUCGCAGAGCUUAGAGUGCUAAGCAAGCAAAAAAUAAAAAAAAACGCCAUGGAUGCACAGCAACAACAGAGACAACAACCCUCACGGCCCGGCGGCGCCGGUGACGGAAGCGGCGGCGGAGAUUUCACUCCGAUACUCACAGUGUUCAUUGCCUUUAUUGCCAUUUUCGCAUUGGUCGUGGCUCCUUCUAUGUCAACACUAAAUAAUAGUUUAUCCAUGUUACAUCAAGUGCCGGAAGGUCAUGUUGGAGUCUAUUGGAGAGGAGGUGCCCUUUUAAAUACAAUAACUGAUCCAGGUUUUCAUAUGAAACUGCCCUUUAUAACUCAGUUUGAACCCAUUCAAGUUACUCUUCAAACAGAUCUGGUGAGGGAUAUUCCUUGCGGAACGAAAGGAGGCGUGAUGAUCAACUUUGACAAAAUAGAAGUUGUUAACCGCCUUCGGAAGGACCACGUGUAUGAUACUCUGCUGAAUUAUGGGGUCAAUUAUGAUAAUACAUGGAUAUACGACAAGAUCCACCAUGAGAUCAAUCAGUUCUGCAGUUCUCACAGCCUUCAACAAGUUUAUAUUGACAUGUUCGAUCAGAUCGACGAAAGAAUGAAAGAUGCACUUCAGGCCGACUGCACACGAUAUGCUCCAGGUAUUGAGAUUCUCAGUGUACGUAUUACAAAACCUAGCAUCCCAGAGAGCAUAAGACGAAAUUUUGAGAACAUGGAACAGGAGCGCACCAAGGUCUUGAUUGCAGUAGAGAGACAAAGAGUUGCUGAGAAGGAAGCAGAGACACAGAAAAAGAUAGCAAUUAGUGAAGCUGAAAGAAAUGCUCAUGUUAGUAAGAUCCAGAUGGAACAGAAGUUGAUGGAAAAAGAUAGUUUAAGGAAGCAAGAAGAAAUUGCAAAUUCAAUGUACCUAGCUCGUGAAAAGAGCUUGGCAGAUGCAUCUUACUAUCGAACAAUGAAAGAAGCAGAAGCAAACAAGCUGAAGCUUACUCCACAAUUUCUAGAACUGCGAUUCAUUGAAGCUAUAGCCAACAACUCGAAAAUAUUCUUCGGGAACAAGGUGCCCAACAUGGUUCUUGACCAAAGGCUACUUGGAAACUUUUUGCAAGAGGGUGUGCCGCGCGCGGAGUCUUAGGGGUGUACUGUUUAUGCUCGUUUGUUGAAGUUUGAAAGUAGAAAUUUUCUGGUACAUCACACACGGAGUAUGAUACAAUGUAUUGGUUUAUUUGUAUAUUUCAUUCUGUAGUAUUCUGAAUCAAGUUUAUACCUUUCUUUGGACAUGGAAACUCUACAUUGUUGAUAUGCUAUUUGCUUGUGUAACUCCACGGAAUUGUGAAUAAGCAAUACCUAUUGCGUAUAUCAUUUGGAAACUAAUAAUGAGGAGCUUUAAUUAUCAGGCGGUGAAAAAGAA
Molecule: messenger RNA, 1414 nt
Organism: Lycium barbarum (goji berry)
Lineage: Eukaryota; Viridiplantae; Streptophyta; Magnoliopsida; Solanales; Solanaceae
Exons: 9
Coding region: 59-1138 (359 amino acids)
Biological process (GO): SREBP signaling pathway
Cellular component (GO): endoplasmic reticulum membrane; endoplasmic reticulum
Molecular function (GO): ubiquitin protein ligase binding; cholesterol binding
Source: RefSeq, a predicted model, not a curated record